This is a messenger RNA of Hyposmocoma kahamanoa, 621 nucleotides long. RefSeq lists its product as uncharacterized. Lineage: Eukaryota; Metazoa; Arthropoda; Insecta; Lepidoptera; Cosmopterigidae. The transcript has 3 exons. The record is from RefSeq and is a predicted model, not a curated record. Bases 1 to 444 code for a protein of 147 amino acids.
AUGCGGUCAUCACAAUUACAGCACCGAGCGUCUCUUUCGCGGGGUUGCAUGUCGUACGACUGCGGUACAUCGUUCCCUGCCUACCAACCCUGUGGCUACCUCUCGCAUCGGACGAGACAGAACUCAGUUUUCGUCGGCAGCGUCGGAGGCAUGGCUCUCAUACCAGAAAGUCCGCCUCGCCGCUCCCGCUCCGCCGCUGACCUACCCGCGCUUGUACCUUCAAUCGAUGUUCCUCAAUCUACGCCAAGAUCCUCACGAGCCGCGAGUCUUCACAGCGCAGUCGACUUAAGAGUCCAUAUUCCUUCACCAAGAACUUCAAGAGCUGCAAGCCUCCAUUCCGCUGUUGAUAUGCCUCCUGGUUCUGUUCAAGUGCAUGUGAGAGGUUCCGUAACCAACGUGAAUAGACCUCGGAGCCCAAGACGGUUAACCAUCACAAAUGUUUAAGGACCAAUCUGUCAAUUAGGUAGGUGUGUUGCGAUGUAGUUUCUUGCUACCCUCCUAGCUUCGAACUUCGUUAUCUAUUUAAAGAAAGAUGAUACAUAAUUUGUAUUUACUGUUAAGCUAAAAUGGACCCAAUGAUGAUGAUUUAACAAUGUUCGCAUUGUCAGUGAAAGAAACGCA